Molecule: messenger RNA, 426 nt
Organism: Populus trichocarpa (black cottonwood)
Lineage: Eukaryota; Viridiplantae; Streptophyta; Magnoliopsida; Malpighiales; Salicaceae
Exons: 1
Coding region: 1-426 (141 amino acids)
Molecular function (GO): nucleic acid binding
Source: RefSeq, a predicted model, not a curated record
AUGUCCGUUUUGAGGCUUAGCGCGGGCGGGGUGUCCUUCCGGCACCGCUCCUGCGUUGCCGGUCAUGGACCCGGGAUUCGGGUCGUGACAAAGACUUUAUGCAACAUUCUCAAGAAGGUGGUGAAUCGCUCGAAGAAGGACUGGCAUGAGAGAAUUGGGGAGGCGCUAUGGGCUUAUCGUACUACAUUCCGAACACCGACUCAAGCUACUCCAUAUUCCUUGGUAUACGGGGUUGAAGCUGUUCUUCCACUAGAAUGUCAAAUUCCAUCUUUAAGAAUCGCAAUCCAAGAAGGACUUUCCAAUGAAGACAAUGUUCGUCUACGCCUUGAAGAGCUUGAAGGUUUAGAUGAAAAACAUCUUGAGGCACAACAACGAUUAGAAUGUUAUCAAGCGCGACUUUGUAGAGCUUUCAACAAGAAGGUGUGA